GGGCGCGGCCGUUCCGGUUGCCGUCGCUACGCAACCGCGGCGGCCAUGGCGGGCGCGGCGCCGGCGCAGGCCGCGCGGCUCUGGGCGAUGCUGGACGAGAUGGCGGAGAACGAGCCCCAGGCUUACCGCAGGCUCCUGCGGCAGCAGCGCGCCGAGGCCGAGCGGUUCUGCGCCCCGCCGGAGCCUCACCUGUGCCUGCGGGCCCGUCCCGCGGACCCUGUCGGAGGGCCGCUGUUCAUCAACAUCUGCAGCUGGAAAAGAGUCGCGGCGCCCAAGACCCUGACCGAGCCCACCCCUGUCAGCGCGGGGCCGCUACAAGUAGUGUCUGGCGAGGGAGACCUUUACAGCAUUAUAGAUAUUGCAUAUAACCCAGAGGUUCUUCAGAGGGGAGAAGAAGACCCAGACAAAAUGAAACACUUGAUCCAUUUGACUCUUAAAUUCAUUGAGAAACGAUGCAACCUUACUCUUUCUUACUUGUACACCAUUGAAUCAUUCAAAUUGAAAGGAAGCCUGGAAAUGAUGCAGCAACGUCUGAAAGGCAGGCAGCUGCCAGCUCCACAUCUCAGUCAGGACACAAAGAAGGAACUGACACUUGAUGAUCUGCUACGCACUCUGGAAGCUGAGGACUGCAGUAACACUCCUGUGCUGCUGAAGGAAACAAGUAGGACACAGUCUAAAAUGCCUCUGAUAGAGGAAAUUAGCAGUACUGAAAUGCCAGCAAAGGAAAGUACCCCUGUCUAUGAAAUGAUCACUGUGAGGGAUGCAAACAAGAAACCACUGCAAAUCGAACUCAGAAUUGAAUUGCCUGAGGUCAGCUCCGUUUCUGAGUGUGAUCUGAGAAUUUCAAAGGAUGACAUAGUCAUUGAAGUUCCUGAAAAAUACAAAUUACAGCUAGACCUGCCAGAAGUGGUGGAUGAAGAAACAACUACAGCAGUAUUUAACAGAGGAAAACGAGUGCUGUCUAUCACAGUGCAAGUUGCCAAGCUGGAUCCUUAAAGGCUGCCUUCUGUCCAGUUCAUGUUCACAGCUGACACGACAAAAGCCCAGAAUGAGAAUCCUGACUUCUACAUGGUGAGGAGGUUUUUUUUAAUCGACCUUCUAAUCUUCAAAGGUGAAAACCUCAAGUGCCUUCAGAAGGUGUGUGUAGAAAAGGAAGCCUGGAGGAACAGCAGCAUCACCAGACUUUGGAAAGAAAUAGGAGUGUAAGGAGUGCUUCAAUAUGUGAAGAGCUGCAGUAAAUGACCACACAUACAUACAUGCUGUACUACAUCAUUCAUUUUGCCUUCAGGUACAGUGAUAGCAGUUGUGAAGUGUUCUUGCUAAAUAAACUGAGGAGUAGAUUCAUGUGGUUAGAGCAGCUCUUGCUUGUAUUUAAGGCUGGAACAACCAGCAGAGUUUGUACCCGUUGCCCUGCACUUCCAUAGGAUAAAAUAUUCAGUGUUCUUGCUGCAGGAGGAAAGUGAAAGGUUGCUGGAGGCAGAAUGUGAUGUUCUGGUGAACGCUGCAGCAAGGAAGCCGGGAAGAGGAGAGUUCACUGUUGCAUGAUAAUAAUAAAGCAUGUGUUACUC
Molecule: messenger RNA, 1568 nt
Organism: Colius striatus (speckled mousebird)
Lineage: Eukaryota; Metazoa; Chordata; Aves; Coliiformes; Coliidae
Gene: PIH1D2
Product: PIH1 domain containing 2
Exons: 5
Coding region: 46-996 (316 amino acids)
Biological process (GO): box C/D snoRNP assembly; rRNA processing
Cellular component (GO): R2TP complex; cytoplasm; ribonucleoprotein complex
Source: RefSeq, a predicted model, not a curated record